Messenger RNA from Cylindrotheca closterium, 386 nucleotides. NCBI's taxonomy places the organism in Eukaryota, Bacillariophyta, Bacillariophyceae, Bacillariales, Bacillariaceae. The record is from the annotation of a GenBank genome assembly.
AGGAAGCCUUGGACUUUGCCACGCCCAGCUUUUUUGUAUUAGCCGAGGCAGCCUUCGGAGCUGGAGAUUUGCCCAUAACUACUGAAAUCCCAGAUGAAGAGCUACAAGAUCUACAAGAAGAUUUUGAUGAGCACUUUGGAUCAAGUGAUAACGGCAGUGAUGAAGAAUCACUACCCGAACUGAUCAAUCGCAAGAAGAAACAAAGACACAAAAGCGAUGAUGACAGUGCCAAUGAAAGCGACUAUGAAAGCAAAGACAACGACUCUGAUAUAGAGAUGUCCGAGCAAAAUCACGAUCCAAGUCGUGACAAUGAUGAAAUUGACGACAAACUUACCAAACUCAUUGAUAAACUCCAACAUAUGGAGAAUCCCGAAGAUGAGAUUUGA